Messenger RNA from Plasmodium yoelii, 942 nucleotides. Its product is annotated as PIR protein. The transcript is spliced from 3 exons. Bases 1 to 942 code for a protein of 313 amino acids. Lineage: Eukaryota; Apicomplexa; Aconoidasida; Haemosporida; Plasmodiidae. The record is from RefSeq and is a predicted model, not a curated record.
AUGGAAGGGUCAAGUUAUAAUAUUGAGGAUGUGUAUAAAGAAAUUGGUACGAUCAAUGACUAUUUUUGGGAGACUGAUGAAGGUGUAUUUAGAAUUAAUACACAACACAAAUCAAUCAACGAUUAUUGUAAUAACGGGAGUAACUCAGGAUUUGGUAAAUGUAAUGAUUAUCUUGAAAUGACUAUUUGUAGUCUUAUUUAUUUGCUAAAAACGUUAAAGGAAAAUAAUACUUUAGAAGAUGAUAAACUUGCCGAAUACGCUAUUUUAUGGUUAAGUUAUAAACUAGAUCAAAAGCAAAAAGAUAAAUUAACCGAUUUAAAUAAAUUUUAUACUGAUCAUAUAGAAAAAAAUAAGUAUUAUAAUGAGAAAAUAAAAGAUGAUGAUACUACGACUUAUAAGAAAAUUAUAGAUAAAAUAAAAGAUUUGAUGGAUAUUAAAGAAAUAUCUAAAUUUAAUGAUCCAUUUAGUAUAUUAUUUUAUUUGUAUUAUGUAUUUCAUGAUGAAAGUUUGAAUUGCAAACAAAAUUUGGAUUUAGCUAAUAAAUUUGUUCAAAAUGUUGAAAAACUUAUUGAAGAUUCUAAUAAUACAGUAGACAUUUCAUAUAAUAAAUUGUUAUCUACAUUAUCAAAUGAUUAUAAUAUUUUAAUAAAUAAAUAUGGUAAUGAAAAUAAAUGCCCCAAUUUUAAAUCACUUUCAAAAAUAGAACCUAAAAAAAAUCCUGUAGAAGAUUCUGGACAAAAAUUUGGGGAAACUUCUGAAGUUAUAUCAUCAAGUUCGUCGAUAUUAAACACAGUAAUUCCAGGUUUAUCGAUAUUUGCAAUACCGGUUUUCUUGGGAGUUGCUUAUAAGUAUUCAUUAUUUGGAUUUGAUAAGCUAUUUCAAAGACAAUAUAUAAGAAAAAAAUUAAAAAAAGUAAAGAAGAAAAUGAAACUUAAUAUAUGA